Molecule: messenger RNA, 2352 nt
Organism: Westerdykella ornata
Lineage: Eukaryota; Fungi; Ascomycota; Dothideomycetes; Pleosporales; Sporormiaceae
Product: DNA repair exonuclease
Exons: 8
Coding region: 133-2352 (739 amino acids)
Biological process (GO): mitotic G2 DNA damage checkpoint signaling; mitochondrial double-strand break repair via homologous recombination; mitotic intra-S DNA damage checkpoint signaling
Cellular component (GO): nucleus; Mre11 complex
Molecular function (GO): manganese ion binding; 3'-5'-DNA exonuclease activity; DNA endonuclease activity
Source: RefSeq, a predicted model, not a curated record
GAAGUCGACGCCUCUUGGUGAGUUGGUCCAUUAUCAGUUUCUUCGUUCUCCAUUCUCCGUUCUCCCGAUACUAAAAUAUCACCGUGCUUCGGGGCCAUUGUGCUGCUAGAAGACGCAGAAAGCUUCCCUAAUAUGCCGCCGCGGCGACAAGCCCCAUCAUCUCCGGAGCCUCCUCCAAGAGGACCGGACACAAUCCGUAUUCUCAUAGCUACAGACAGUCAUGUCGGCUACAAUGAACGGGAUCUCCAUCGUGGCGACGACAGCUGGAAGACGUUCCAUGAGGUCAUGUGUCUUGCCAAAGAACAUGAUGUUGACAUGGUUUUACAUGGCGGUGACUUGUUCCAUGAGAACAAGCCGUCCCGAAAAUCCCUCUACCAUGUUAUGCGAUCUUUGCGGAUGAACUGUCUAGGAGACAAGCCUUGUGAGCUCGAGAUGGUCAGUGACGCUAGUGAGAACUUUGGAGGCUAUUUUGAUCACGUCAACUAUGAAGAUCCCGACAUCAACGUUGCGAUACCUGUAUUUGCGAUCCAUGGCAAUCAUGACGACCCGUCUGGCGAGGGAUCAUUCUCCGCGUUAGACAUACUUCAGGUGUCAGGGCUUGUCAACUACUAUGGAAGACAUAUCGAAACCGACAAAGUCUCAGUUAAACCAGUUCUGCUUCAGAAAGGCAAGACCAAGCUCGCACUCUACGGCAUGAGCAAUAUCCGCGAUGAGCGUCUAUUUCGAAACUUCCGGGAGGGAACUGUCAAGUUCUUCCAGCCUACAGCACAUAAAGAUGAAUGGUUCAACCUGAUGACUGUUCAUCAGAACCACCAUGCCUAUACGGACACCGGCUAUCUCCCCGAGAACUUCCUUCCCGAAUUCAUGGACUUCGUAGUCUGGGGCCACGAGCACGAAUGCAUUAUAGAUCCUACGUUCAAUCCAGAGAUGGGGUUCCAUGUCAUGCAGCCGGGCUCCUCAGUGGCUACCUCCCUCAUGCCUGGGGAGGCUGUUCCGAAGCACGUUGCAAUCUUAAGCAUCACCGGGAAAGAAUGGCACUCGCAGAAAAUUCGUCUAAAAAGCGUGAGGCCUUUCGUUAUGAAGGAAAUUGUGCUGGCAGAGGAGGAAGCAAUAAAGAGAGACAAGUUGUGGUUGAAGAGCGAGAAUCGGACGAAGAUCACGCAGCAUCUCGAGGGAAUUGUGGAGCAGCUUAUCGAAGAUGCUCAGAGAGAGUGGUUGGAGCUACAAGGCGAAGACCGCAGCGACGGAGACAUUGAAAUUCCUCGCCCGCUGGUGCGGCUGAGGGUCGAGUACACAGCUCCUGAGCCAGGGGAGUUCAAGUGCGAGAAUCCCCAACGGUUCUCUAAUCGGUUCGUCGACCGUGUGGCCAAUACCACUGACGUGGUGCAAUUCUACAGGAAGAAGCACACCGCUAAAGCCGCCCUGAAGAACAAUGCGGAACUGCCGGACCAGUCUGUUCUCAAUCAGCUGUCACUCGAUUCCGUGAAAGUUGAGAAGCUCGUCAAGGAAUUCCUAGAAGCACAAUCUCUUACUAUUCUACCUCAGAAUUCGUUCGGAGAUGCUGUUACUCAAUUUGUGGACAAAGACGACAAGCAUGCCAUGGAGAUGUUUGUGAACGAGAGUCUUGCCAACCAGUUGAAGCAUCUGCUGGAGACAAAUGAUGUUGACGAAGAAGACAUCGUGGCGGAGAUGGAGCAGUACCGGUCAAAACUCGAGCAGUUGUUCGCAUCCGGACAAUUGAAGAGAAAUAGAAAGCGGAAACUCAAACCGAAGCCAGAUAACUGGGACAGCGACAUGGAUGGGGAGUGGGCAGAUCAACCUGGGGCACUCAUUCAUACCGAUGCCGAGGACAAUAACGAUGACGAGGACCUCGCUGCAAUAGCACCAAAGAAACCCGCGCCGCGAGGUAAAGGCAAAGCUGCUACGGAAACCCAGAAGAAGAAGGCUCCUGCGCCAAGGAAAGCUGCACCGGCUAGAGGGGUCCGUGGGAAAAAGAAAGUGGUGGAGGAGGACGAGGAUGAGGACGAGGAAGACGAGGACGUUAUAAUGGUGGACGAUGAUGACGAGGAGGAAGAAGAGGAAGAAGAGACACUAUUUGUUAAGCCGACCAAGACAACCACGAGAAAGGCGCCAGCGAGAACAAAAUCCCCGCCGAAAAGAGCUGCAGGAAGAACAGCCGCUAAACAAACGACACUGAACUUCUCGCAGACAUCGACUCGGCGCAGUCAAGCUCCGGCGAGGGCAGCGAAGAGCAAGAGGGUACAGGAGCCGCCAGAACAGAGCGAUGACGAGAUAUCCGAUGACGACGACGCAUUUGAACCGGUAUCCGCCCAACGUAGCAGACGCAGAUAG